CACUUUGCACUUACCAGGUGAAAGUAAAACUAUCGGGACUCUGUUCCUUUCCAAGUUUCACUGGGUUCUGCUGCUACUUUCAGAAACCCUAGAAAACAAAAUUUCUAGGGUUUUUGUUCAAUUUGGGGUUUUAAUUUUGGGGCUUUUUGAAAUUCAGUGCAAUUAGGGUUUUCUUUAAGUUGACUUGUGAUGGAUAUCGAUAAAGCUAAGCUAUUUGUGGGAGGUAUAUCUCGGGAGACAAGUGAAGACGCUCUCAGAGCUCACUUCGGUAAGUAUGGGACAGUUUUAGGUUCUCUGGUUGCUAAGGACAAGAACACCAAAAGUCCUAGAGGAUUCGGCUUUGUUUGGUUUUCUGAUCCUACCUUCGCCGAUAAGGCACUUCAAGACUCUCAUGUAAUACUAGGAAGAACGGUAGAAGUGAAGAAAGCUAUACUCAGGGGUCAACAGCUGCAGUUCCAACAGCAUCUUCAGCAGCACCAACUUCCCAACCAUCAAAUGAAUAGUGGGUUCAAUGAGAAUAGUAGUACUGGUAAUGGCAAUGAUAAUUUUAGGACUAAAAAGAUCUUUGUAGGGGGUUUGUCAUCUAGUCUAACCGAGGAACAAUUUAAGAAUUACUUCGAGAGAUUUGGCGAGAUAGUAGAUGUAGUUGUGAUGCAAGAUAGCUCAACCAACAGGCCAAGGGGUUUUGGUUUUGUCACGUUUGAUUCUGAAGAAUCCGUUGAUAAGGUAAUGCUAAACACUUUUCAUGAGCUAAAUGGUAGGCUUGUAGAGGUCAAAAGGGCUGUGCCAAAAGGUGGACUUAAUGGUAGUAACAAUAGAUAUAUCACAAAAGGUGGUGUAAGGGGGUCUUCUGUGAAGAGUUUUCAAUCUGGAAAUUACCUUCCCUAUAGUCCUGGAUAUGAAAUUUUCCCAGGUUAUGUUCCUCUUCCAGGAUAUGGUGGUGUUGGAGGGUAUCUUUAUGGGACAGGCGUCUAUGGUGGUUACCCUAUGGUAGGUUAUGGAAGGCCUGGCUUUGGGGUUACAACAGUUGCCCCUAGGAUCUCAUGGAAUGGCCCUGUAAUGAUUGGAGCCACAAUGUACCCUUCACCUUAUAGCAAUGCCUUUUCUUAUCCAACUCACAUGAACGGUGGUGUUGGUUUCAUGGGUAUGAUGAUGGGUGGGCACAGUGGGAUUGCUGGGUCAAGUGGUAAUGGAAAACCUAAUGAGGUGUCUUGUAGUAAUGGUCGUCUGCUACCUGAAGCUUCACUGCCUCCAACUGGCAACAUUAAGUCAGGAGUUGAUUGUUCAGGCCUGAAGAGUAGUAGUGGUGGUGCUUCCAGCUAACAUAAUUGACUAGGUUUUAUGGACAGCUGAAGUCUUUACCUUUAGGUAGUUCUAGCUGACUACCCUACCCUGUACACAUUCUUAAUGGACAUUGAAGGUUUAGGAAAUUCUUUCACUGAUUGGGCUAGGGCAACUAUCACUGUUCAGAUGUCUGUUUUACAUGUGCCAAUUCAAUUCCGUAAACAUGUGCUUGCUGUGUGUCUUCUCUAGUUUGAAUCAUCUGUAAAUAUGUGAUUCAGUCAUCUAUAACAUAAAUGCUUUUAAAUCCAACUUUUCUCUAUGUUUUUUAA
Molecule: messenger RNA, 1613 nt
Organism: Jatropha curcas
Lineage: Eukaryota; Viridiplantae; Streptophyta; Magnoliopsida; Malpighiales; Euphorbiaceae
Product: RNA-binding protein 1
Biological process (GO): regulation of translation
Molecular function (GO): mRNA binding
Source: RefSeq, a predicted model, not a curated record